This is a messenger RNA of Williopsis jadinii, 366 nucleotides long. RefSeq names its product Cgr1p (gene CGR1). The record is from RefSeq and is a predicted model, not a curated record. NCBI's taxonomy places the organism in Eukaryota, Fungi, Ascomycota, Saccharomycetes, Phaffomycetales, Wickerhamomycetaceae. The transcript has a single exon. Bases 1 to 366 code for a protein of 121 amino acids.
AUGGCUGUAUCAGAGGAUAAACUCGUGGCACAGGAGACCAAGCCUGUGAAGGGUGAAAGGGUCAGCAAGAAGGGGUGGAAAGUUGAGAAGGAUGCCUUCCGUGUAAAGUCAUUAGGAGUGAAGUCAUCGUGGGCCAAGAAGCAAGAGCAGAGGCUCAAAGACCAACAGGUGAAGGCCAAAAUCAAAGAGUUGAAGGAAGAAAAAGAGAACGAGAGAAAGCAGAGGGUCCAGACGAUUAAAGAUAGAAGGGAGAAACAAGCUGAAAAGGAGAGAUAUGAAAGACUUGCUGCUAAGAUGCAUGCGAAGAAGGUUGAGAGAAUGCGCAAGAAGGAGAAGAGAAACAAGCUACUCAAGGAAGGUCGUUGA